CCAGGAGCUCGCGACACAGACUGCGCCUGCAGGAGGCCCUGGAGGUAAAAGCCAGAGAUGGACCUGGUGAGACUUGCCCGGCUCUUCUCCAGCCCCCGCCCCCUCGGACUGUCCAUCCUGCAACACCUUGACCCUCUCAGAGCCCGGUGGGCAGGAGGUAGGGAAGGGCCUGCGUGGCUGAAGUCCAUGAGGCUGACUGGGCCAGUACCAGCAGCCUUCAGCAGCUCCCUCGCUCAGCUGCCCCUCAGCCAGGGGAGCCAGAAGAACAUACGCAGCCUCAGCUCUGACCCAAGCCAGCCCAGCCCCAGGGCCACCCAGGAGGAAGAGGAGGAAGAGAGUUUUGGGACUCUCUCCGAUAAAUACUCCUCCCGGAGAAUGUUCCGCAAAUCGACGCCCCAGUUGUAUAACCUACGGCUCAGGGAGCAAGAUGAAGAAGAUGAUGAAAGGGAGCCGGAGCCAAAAUCAUGGCAGGGCCGAAGAAACACCCCUUACUGGUACUUCUUUCAGUGCAAACGCCUGAUCAAGGAAGGAAAGCUGGUUGAGGCCCUGGACCUGUUCGAGAGGCAGAUGCUGAAGGAGGAGCGACUCCAGCCCCUUGAGUGCAACUACACGGUGCUGAUUGGGGGCUGUGGGCGGGCUGGCUACCUGAAGAAGGCUUUCCGGCUCUACAAUGAUAUGAAAAAGCGGGACCUGGAGCCCUCCGAUGCCACCUAUACAGCCCUGUUCAACGUCUGCGCCGAGUCCCCCUGGAAGGACUCCGCUCUGCAGAGUGCCCUAAAGCUACGGCAGCAGCUCCAGGCCAGAAACUUCCAGCUCAACCUGAAAACAUAUCACGCCUUGCUGAAGGUGACAGCCAAGUGUGCAGACCUUAGGAUGUGCCUCGACGUGUUCAAGGAAAUUGUUCAUAAAGGACAUGCGGUCACAGAGGAGACCUUCAGUUACUUGCUCGUGGGCUGCAUCCAGGACAAGAAGACAGGCUUCCGAUAUGCCCUGCAGGUGUGGAGGCAAAUGCUGAGUCUGGGGCUCAAGCCAAGCCGGUAUGGCUACAACCUGCUGUUGGGGGCAGCUCGGGACUGCGGCCUGGGGGACCCAGAAGUAGCCUCAGCGCUGCUCCUGAGACCCAGGGAGGAGAUGCUGCUGCUCCAGCCCCGGGCAGGCGGGCGGCAGGCAAGGAGGAAAGCCCAGGCUGGGAUGGUUGACAGCAUGUCAGCCAAGCUGCACGUGGAGACCCUGGAGAGACAGCUGUUUCUGGAACCUUCUCAGGCACCUGAAAGGCCUCCAGAGCCUCAGGAGGCCAGCGUCCCCAGCAAGGCCCAGCCUGAGAUGGAAACCAAAGUGGAUCCUGAUCACCCUGUGGCCCUUGCCCCUGUGGUCUCAGAGCCGCCUCCCCGGGAGCUGGAGACUAACCUCCUGACCCUGGGGCCGGUCCCCCCGGCCGUGGUCUCCUUUGGGACCGUGACCACCUCAGCAGACAGGCUGGCUUUGAUGGGGGGCCUGGAGGGCUUCCUGGGCAAGAUGGCAGAGCACGGACUCCGGCCUGACAUCAAAACCCUCACGCUUCUGGCUGAGGUGGUAGAUCCCGGCAGCCCCGCAGCAUCCUCACUGCUGACUGUCCUGGACACGUACCAGGUGGAGGCCGAUGUGACCUUCUUCAACACUCUGAUGAGGAGGAAGAGCAAGCUGGGUGAUCUGGAGGGGGCAAAGGCACUGCUGCCAGUCCUGGCAAAGAGGGGAAUUGUCCCUAACAUCCAGACAUUCUGCAAUUUGGCCAUUGGGUGCCAUAGACCACAGGAUGGUCUGCAGUUGCUGGCAGACAUGAAGAAAUCCCAGAUGACCCCCAACACCCACAUCUACAGCACCCUCAUCAAUGCGGCCCUCAAGAAGCUGGACUACACCUAUCUCAUCAACAUCCUGAAGGACAUGAGGCAGAACAGAGUCCCAGUGAAUGAAGUCGUCAUCCGCCAACUGGAGUUUGCAGCCCAGUACCCACCCACCUUUGACCGGUACAAAGGGAAAAACACCUACUUGGAGAAGAUUGAUGGCUUUCGAGCUUAUUAUAAGCAAUGGCUGAAAGUGAUGCCAGCAGAGGAAACCCCCCACCCAUGGCAGAAGUUCCAGACCAAGCCCAAGGGGGACCAAGACACUGUCUCUGAGGCUGAUGUGGACAGAGGCCAUGGGAGCAGCUGAUGAGGAGGCCCAGGAGGAUCUCCAUCCAGCAGAACUGGAACAAAGUGCACAGCCUUCACAGUGCUUUGUGGGAACUUCAGGAGUCCCUUUCAUAUUAAAGACACAUGAACAUGCUGGUGUAGCCUCAAGCAUGAGGACAAGGUCUGGCCAGAGUAAGAAUUGCAGCAUUUUGUAUAAAGAAAUGCUGGGCCCAGGGUGCCUGACAGGAUCCCAGCACGGCUUGGGCCACUUUGGCACAUCAUCUCAGGCCAUCGUCACCUGAGAGGUUGUCAUCCCCAGUGAACUUGAUC
Molecule: messenger RNA, 2477 nt
Organism: Eptesicus fuscus (big brown bat)
Lineage: Eukaryota; Metazoa; Chordata; Mammalia; Chiroptera; Vespertilionidae
Gene: PTCD1
Product: pentatricopeptide repeat domain 1
Exons: 9
Coding region: 58-2187 (709 amino acids)
Biological process (GO): tRNA 3'-end processing
Cellular component (GO): mitochondrial matrix
Molecular function (GO): protein binding; tRNA binding
Source: RefSeq, a predicted model, not a curated record